AUAGGAAGAGCGUAGCUGGGCGAGGGCGGCUGCUUCCUGGAGACCACAGGUGUGGAAGCGAGCGCCGCGCCUCCAGUCCCACGGGCUUCUGAAGCCAGCAGGAUGAAUGUAGGGGUGGCACACAGCGAAGUGAACCCCAACACUCGAGUGAUGAAUAGCCGAGGCAUCUGGCUGGCCUACGUCAUCUUGGUAGGACUGCUGCAUGUGGUUCUACUCAGCAUCCCCUUCUUCAGCAUUCCUGUUGUCUGGACCCUGACCAACGUCAUCCAUAACUUGGCUAUGUAUGUCUUCUUACAUACGGUGAAAGGGACACCCUUUGAGACCCCUGAUCAAGGAAAGGCUCGGCUACUGACACACUGGGAACAGAUGGACUACGGGCUCCAGUUUACCUCUUCCCGCAAAUUCCUCAGCAUUUCUCCUAUUGUACUCUACCUCCUAGCCAGCUUCUACACCAAGUAUGAUGCUGCUCACUUCCUCAUCAAUACAGCCUCAUUUCUCAGUGUACUGCUGCCUAAGUUACCCCAGUUCCAUGGGGUUCGUCUCUUUGGUAUCAACAAAUACUGAGGGAUGGGGCUGGGGAGGACACUGGACCCAAGGGCUGUAACAUCCUUUCCUUCUCCAUACUGUCUUCUGUAUCUUGAAAGCCUUACAACUAUGCAACCUUUCCUAAACUCCCAGGAAGAGAACAGAUAGGAAAAUGGGGCUCCCUGGGCCCAGCCCUGUAUACAGCAGGUUUCUUUGAAUCAGGAAAGGUGGGAAAGAUAUGGGCCAAAUCACUCUCUUCCACAGCAGGAAGCCAUAUUUGGGCAGCUUGUUUGGUGAUUAAGUUUUUCCAGAUCUUCCACUCCCACUACCUUCCAGCUCUGUUUCUGCUGUAUAUUUUCCUUAUAAUAAAGAUAAUUUUUUUCAGAUA
Hyaena hyaena (striped hyena) is the source of this 913-nucleotide messenger RNA. It is a transcript of the gene ORMDL2, whose product is annotated as ORMDL sphingolipid biosynthesis regulator 2. The record is from RefSeq and is a predicted model, not a curated record. Gene Ontology annotation, biological process: negative regulation of ceramide biosynthetic process; intracellular sphingolipid homeostasis; ceramide metabolic process. Gene Ontology annotation, cellular component: endoplasmic reticulum membrane. The transcript has 4 exons. Lineage: Eukaryota; Metazoa; Chordata; Mammalia; Carnivora; Hyaenidae. Bases 103 to 564 code for a protein of 153 amino acids.